Dacryopinax primogenitus is the source of this 1113-nucleotide messenger RNA. RefSeq lists its product as uncharacterized. The transcript has 5 exons. The coding region runs from base 1 to 1113 and encodes 370 amino acids. NCBI's taxonomy places the organism in Eukaryota, Fungi, Basidiomycota, Dacrymycetes, Dacrymycetales, Dacrymycetaceae. The record is from RefSeq and is a predicted model, not a curated record. Gene Ontology annotation, cellular component: Golgi membrane. Gene Ontology annotation, biological process: vesicle-mediated transport; mitotic spindle elongation.
AUGCGUCAGAAGUCCCGUUCCCGCGAUCCCUCCCCUCCCCCUAUAUCAGCAAAGACCCCUAUAUCAGGCCCGUUGAGCGGCGCCGCUAGCUUUCCGCUUCUCUUGGCUCCUGCGGCGCCAGCAACACCAGGCAAUGCCGCAGGAGACACCCAGGCAUCUGAUACCACUUCUCGAUUAGAGCGUAAAACACUGUGGGCCCGAAUCAAGCCUUGGAGUCUUGCGGCGCUGUGGGUGAUGACCACCCUAGGCUUCCUGAUCGCCAUUGCGUUUUGGAAAAAGCAAGUCUUUUCCGGAUUGGACCAUUUGGCGACAUGGCUGAGAGACCAUGGCAUUUUGGGAUACUUCUUGCUGUAUACCCUCAUUUUCAUUACGACCAUACCCCCACUGCCGAUGUACUCUACAUUGAUUACCCUGGCCGGUUACUGCUUUGGAACCUGGAUCGGCGCCAUCAUCUCCUAUCUCGCUGCCUUAACUGGCGCGGUGGUGGUGUUUGUGGUGUCGCGGCGGUGCUUCCCCGGCGCCGUGCACAGGACGAUUUCAGCAAGCCCGUCCUUUAAAAAAGUAAUUCGGGCAAUCGAGAAGCGCCCAAAACUCUUGUUUCUUAUCCGCCUUGCACCAUACCCUUAUAAUAUGAUGAACGUGUUGUUAUCGUCAUCACCUUAUCUUACAUUGUCGACUUAUACCCUUGUCACCGCCCUCUCCCUCUUCAAAUGCCUUAUCUACACAUACGUCGGCUCCGCGAUCCACAGUUUCGCUGAUUACCACACCUCGGCGCACAAGGGCGGCAAGCACACCACCCAGCAGCGAAUUAUGCACAUCUGGGGCAUAAUCGGGGUUAUCCUGUGCGUGGGUAUCAUGAUCUACCUCACUUGGCUCGCGAGGCGCGCCGUCAAUGAGGCAGACGAUGAAGAGGAGGCUGGGAAUAUGGAGCUGGGGAGGGAGGUGAGGGACGGGGAAGCGAGAGAGGAACAGAUGCCUUUCUUGACAACCGAGACUGAAAGUCCCGUGGCGUUAGAGGCAACAGAGGUGCCGUUCAGGACACAAACUCCUCUCUCACGACCGCACAAUCCAACACUACAAAAUGAAAUCACCACCCGUCUAACAGCACAAUAA